AUGCGUACUCUUAAAUGGGAUCCAUGGUUUGAUCCGGAAAAAGAAACAUCAAUAGCAAUUGCAUGGAUAUCUUUUCCAUAUUUGCCUCCAAACUACUUUGUGAAGGAGCGGUUUUUCAUUAGUCAUUGUGUGGUGAUUCAUUCGGAGUUAUAUCCUAAGAAAGAAGAGGAAGAUGAUGGUAAGAAGCAAGAGGGUAAGAAGGAGAAGCAAGCACAAGAUGGAAAUACUGGUGGAGAAGGUUUAGUCAAUCAAGCUAAAUCUAAGCAGAAUAAUAAAAUUGAUAACAUGGAUCAUAGAAAGGAGAGGGAUGCAAGAGGAAAAAUGGUUGAGGCUCAGAUCAAAAUUGCAAACAAAUGGAUAAAAGGAGAUGAGGAUGUUGAAAAAUCCAAUGCUGAGAAUCAAGUGGAGAAAAUCUCUACAAAGAAAUGGAUUCUAGAUAACUUUGGAAAGCAGUUUAAUGAGAAAGAAGAGAUUAUUCAGCAGAAUUCAGGUGCAAAGCAAGAUGACAUCAGUAUCAAACAAACUGAGGGACUAGCAGUAUCAAAGAACAGCAGCAACAAUGGGGAAAACAAUGACACUCCUAAGAAGAAUUAUGCUAGUAGUAAUGGUGAAAAGAUUGAUGGAGUUGGAGCUACUAGUGGUGAUAACAAUAAUAAUGAUAAGGGAGUUAUGGAAGCUGAAGUACUUGGUUACAAUAACAGUGUAGGGGAGGAGAAUACUUCCAUGGUUGAUAUAGUGUUGGUAGUAACAAAUUUCAUAAUAGAAGAAGCUGAGGAGGAGAAACAAGGUGGAUUGCCUGUAUCAACUAAUGAAAUAUUAGACUUUACAAGUUGUAUUCAAACUUGUAGUCUAAUAGAUGUGAGAUAUUCUGGAAGUAAAUUCACCUGGUGGAAUGGAAGGACAAACAAAGACUGUAUAUUCAAGAGGCUGGACAGAAUAUUGGUAAAUCAACAACUCCUGGAUAUUAUGCCAUCCAUUUCUGGAUCACAUCUGAUUAGGCAUGGAUCAGAUCAUGCUCCAUUACAUCUGGAGUGUAAUUGCACUGACAUACCAAUCGGGAAACCUUUUAAGUUUCUCAACUUCUGGACUAAACAUCAAUCAUUCAUGGAGGUGGUGAAAUUGCAUUGGAAAGCUGAUUUUAGUGGAAAUCCAUUUCAUAUAGCUACCAUAGAAGAUACUAUAAAGGUGCAGGAAUGGCAGUUUGAAAUGAAUCCUACAAGGGAGAACAAAAGUACUCUACAACAAGCACAAGCUAAACUCACUAGAUACCUGCAUUUGGAAGAAGAGUAUUGGAAACAAAAAGCAGGAAUGGAGUGGUUUAAUGAAGGAGAUAGAAACAAAAAGUUCUUCCAUUCAUAUGUAAGAGGAACAAGACGUAAAUUGGCCCUUGAGAGGAUUCAGGAUCAGAAUGGAGUAUGGGUAGAAACAGCAGCUGAAUUGGGAGAUGAGGCAAAAAUGGAGGAAUUACCAACAGAAGGGGAGGUCAAGGAAGCUGUAUUUUCUCUUAAUAGUGAGAGUGCUAGUGGUCCUGAUGGCUUCACAGGACUCUUUUAUCAAAAAUGUUGGGACACUAUUAAAGAGGAUGUGAUCAUGAUGGUGUUGUCUAAAGUUCUUCAUAAUAGAAUAUCAGAAGUUCUUCCUAGGAUAAUUUCUUCCAAUCAAACAGGCUCUGUGAAUGGAAGGAUUAUUGUUGAGAAUGUCUUACUGGCACAAGAAGUCGUCAGAGAUAUCAAUAUAAGAGCAAGCAAUACUAAUGUGGUGAUCACGCUUGACAUGACAAAGGCAUAUGACAGGCUAUCUUGGAUCUUCCUAACCAGAGUUUUGAGGCAAUUUAGCUUUGGAGAAAUAAUCAUUGAUAUGGUGUGGAGAUUGAUCUCAAACAACUGGUAUUCAGUUCUUAUCAAUGGUCAAAGUCAUGGUUUUUUUAGGUCAAGUAGAGGAGUAAAACAAGGAGAUCCAUUGUCAAUUACACUGUUUGUUAUAGCUGUUGAAGUGUUAUCUAGAAGUUUGAACAAAUUGCAUGAGAAACCAAAGUUUAUAAGUUGUAGUAUGCCUAAGUGGAGUCCUCAAAUAAAUCAUUUGUCCUAUGCUGAUGAUACAAUACCGUUUUGUUCUGGAGAUAGAUAUUCUGUAAAGAAAAUGAUGAAAACAUUAAGGAAAUAUGAAAAAGCAUCUAGACAGAUGGUGAACAAUGAGAAAAGUAGCUAUUAUACUCAUCAUAAGGUGUCUACAGGAAUUAAUAAUAUAAUCAAAAGGUAUACAGAAGCAGCUGAGGAGGAGGAAAUAGAAGUAAAUCAUUUUGUGCAUGAAGGAGAAUGGAACUUUGAUUUGCUUCAAAAUACUCUGAAUCAAGAACUGGCUCAGAACAUUAGAGACACAAUAAGAAUUCCUAUAGACUGGAAGGAUGAUGAUCCAUGUUGGAUAUUAGAACCUAAUGGUCAGUUCACCGUUAAAUCUGCAUGGGAUUUCAUCACGAAAAGGGAGAACAAGGUAGAUAAUUAUUGCAAUAUAUGGGAGAAAGAUAUUCCUAUCAAGAUCAACUUCUUUAUGUGGAGCGUGUGGAGGGCCAGGAUAUCAACAAAUGACAUUUUGAAGAGAAUGCAAAUUAACUUGCCUUCUAGAUGCUGGUGUUGUGAGGAUCACAAGGAGGAGACAGUGACUUAUUUAUUUCUGACACCUUCCAUAGCUGCAAAGCUUUAG
Molecule: messenger RNA, 2700 nt
Organism: Lycium ferocissimum
Lineage: Eukaryota; Viridiplantae; Streptophyta; Magnoliopsida; Solanales; Solanaceae
Exons: 8
Coding region: 1-2700 (899 amino acids)
Source: RefSeq, a predicted model, not a curated record